ACAUGGCACGGGAUGCAGUUUCUAGAGGAGCUGAUCCUAAGCCACAACCCCCUGACCGUGAUUGCUGACACAGCAUUCUUCAAGCUGCCUUCAGUCAACUAUCUGGACCUGAGUGCAACUCAAGUGACUCCGCAGACGUUGCUGCUGCUCCUGCAGACAACAGUGCACUUGGAAACACUCAAACUGCCCAGUGAUGUGGCCUGCUGCCUCUGCCAGGAGCAUCCCAGCACCGAGACCCCGUGCAGGACCAUCCAGUUCCUGUGUGAGAACCUGUGCAGCACCAGCGCUGCCCAGUGUGCUGCUCACACCGGUCCUGUGGCACAGACACAGGGAGAAGUAAUGGCAGUGGAGCUGUCCAAAAAAGCAAAGAGCAGCCCAGUAUUGAACCUCAAGCCCAAGGAGCCUUCGCUGGGAGACCACGGAACCGUAACUCUUGUGGUUUCCCUGACCCUGAGCGGCACUGAGGGGGAUGGGAGCAGCCUGAAGGAUUCACGCCAGCCCCAGCCUGUCAGGGAGAACGAUGUGGAGGAAAAGGCAAUCGUAGUCUCAGAUCAAAAGCAGCAGGCUGAACAUUUGAACUGGCAGGCAUUAAACCCCUGGGAUCUGGAUGGUGGGUUAAACCCCACUGAGGUCGACUCCGACUUUGGACAGCAAGAAGAUGUGGAAGUAGCUCCAUCUCCAAGGCAUGACAACAUGAGGACGAACAAAGAGCGCAAGAAGAGAGACACUCAAUACUGGGUUGGACAAAAUCCGCUCUUCCACCAGGCGUUGAGCCCUGUGAUAGCCCAGGGAGAGCCCACAGGCACAGACACCAAGGCUGAGCUGGGUCUAAACAGGAACCUGGAUUUUCUAUCUGACCCACUGGUUGACAACGGCCCCGCUGCAAUUAUCAGGGCUGAGGCCAGGGCUGAAGGAGAGCCUUCCUCUCAGGGUGGGCACUUCUCCCUCAUCCCUGACACGAUGGAGACACCUUGGAAGCAACAAGAAGAAGGGUCCAGGCUCCUCAAGACAGGUGGCCCUGAGGGCACAGAUGCUUUGCCACUUGCAGAAGAGGUCUUUGAAAUCACGGGCUACCAUCACCUGUUGCCAGAUGAAGGCCUGCAGACGUUCAUGGCCCAGGUAGAAGAAGCCCUGAGGAUGGACUGCAGCCUGCCCGGGCUGCAGCUGUGCUGUGCAAAGAUGGUUUCAAAGACUGAGCUGCUUCUAAGUCUGCUGAGCAAGAGGCAAGAGAAGGAGGGAGCCUUUGAACUGACGAGCCCAUGUCUUCUGGAAGAGAAGAUCUCCAGACGCACAGCCUUGGAGGAGGGCAAGGAAUACACAGGGGAGAAGAAACCAGAGCCCUUGGAUGACACAAUCACAUUGGUGGUGUUGCUCUCUGUCCUUGCUGUCAUUUCUCUGAUGCUGAUGUGUGUCCUUAAGCUGUGCUCCCGACCUUGUGCAGUUUUUUGCCGAUGCCUCCGCACUGUGCUGAGAAGUUUCUUUGUAAUUCUGCGCCGGAGAUGGAGGAAGAACAAGUACAAGAAGUUAGAGGAUGUAGAGGACUUUCCUGAGCUCAGCGAGGAUGAUUUGCUGGUAGUUCAAUACAUCAUGGAUGUGCUUGAUGCAGAGGAAGAAGAAUCCAAGAAGGAGAGAGAACAAAUGAACACAGAUGCCUUCGAGGCAGAGAGAGGAUGUGAAGACCCUGCCCUGCCUCCACCACCCCAAAAUCUGGACUGCUGA
Empidonax traillii (willow flycatcher) is the source of this 1719-nucleotide messenger RNA. Its product is annotated as leucine-rich repeat-containing protein 37A-like. Lineage: Eukaryota; Metazoa; Chordata; Aves; Passeriformes; Tyrannidae. The record is from RefSeq and is a predicted model, not a curated record. The coding region runs from base 13 to 1719 and encodes 568 amino acids. The transcript has 9 exons.